Mobula hypostoma (lesser devil ray) is the source of this 1075-nucleotide messenger RNA. It is a transcript of the gene nsa2, whose product is annotated as NSA2 ribosome biogenesis homolog (S. cerevisiae). The coding region runs from base 147 to 929 and encodes 260 amino acids. The record is from RefSeq and is a predicted model, not a curated record. Gene Ontology annotation, biological process: maturation of LSU-rRNA; maturation of 5.8S rRNA. Lineage: Eukaryota; Metazoa; Chordata; Chondrichthyes; Myliobatiformes; Myliobatidae. The transcript has 7 exons. Gene Ontology annotation, cellular component: preribosome, large subunit precursor; nucleolus.
GACGCUCCUUGACUUCCUGUGCAACAACAUGGUGGUCGGGUGAGGGGACCGUCUGUGCCAACGGCAACAACAACCGCCGCAGCAGCUGGAGAUCACAGCCUAAUUGUUUAUUUUUGUGUAUUAAGAGUGAGACCAACAGCGCCAAGAUGCCACAGAACGAGUAUAUCGAAUUACAUCGUAAGCGAUAUGGAUAUCGCUUGGAUUACCAUGAGAGAAAAAGGAAAAAGGAAAGCCGUGAACCACAUGAUCGCUCACACAAAGCCAGAAAGAUGAUCGGUCUGAAGGCCAAACUGUACCACAAACAACGUCAUUCAGAAAAAAUACAGAUGAAGAAAACCAUUAAGAUGCAUGAACAGAGGAAAACGAAACAGAAGGAUGAUGAGAAAACACCAAAGGGGGCUGUACCAGCCUAUCUGCUAGACAGAGAAGGACAAUCGCGUGCUAAAGUCUUGUCCAAUAUGAUCAAACAGAAAAGAAAAGAGAAAGCUGGCAAAUGGGAAGUACCUUUACCAAAAGUCCGAGCACAAGGUGAAACUGAAGUUCUGAAAGUUAUUCGCACUGGUAAAAGGAGAAAGAAAGCUUGGAAGAGAAUGGUUACUAAAGUUUGUUUUGUUGGAGACGGAUUCACUCGGAAACCACCCAAGUAUGAACGAUUCAUCAGACCGAUGGGCUUACGUUUUAAGAAGGCACAUGUUACACAUCCAGAGCUAAAGGCCACCUUCUGUUUGCCUAUACUUGGUGUCAAGAAGAAUCCAUCUUCACCGUUAUAUACAACAUUAGGUGUUAUUACUAAAGGAACUGUCAUUGAAGUGAACGUAAGUGAGCUUGGCUUAGUCACGCAAGGAGGAAAAGUGGUCUGGGGUAAAUAUGCACAAGUAACAAAUAAUCCUGAAAAUGACGGCUGCAUUAAUGCGGUUCUUCUAGUUUAAAUUAUCAUCUUAUAGACUGUGCCAUGGACAUUAAACAGACUUAAUUAUUUAAGUCUGGUUGCAAAAGUACUGUUUUGAACACCAAACCAUUCAAAACAAAAUUAAUUAUAUUUGUUUUUUGAACAAUCCAGAAAAAAAAAGCAUUU